This is a messenger RNA of Boleophthalmus pectinirostris (great blue-spotted mudskipper), 440 nucleotides long. It is a transcript of the gene rpl35a, whose product is annotated as ribosomal protein L35a. NCBI's taxonomy places the organism in Eukaryota, Metazoa, Chordata, Actinopteri, Gobiiformes, Gobiidae. The transcript is spliced from 3 exons. Gene Ontology annotation, molecular function: structural constituent of ribosome. The annotation marks the transcript as partial. Gene Ontology annotation, biological process: ribosomal large subunit biogenesis; cytoplasmic translation. Gene Ontology annotation, cellular component: cytosolic large ribosomal subunit; ribosome. The record is from RefSeq and is a predicted model, not a curated record.
UGUAUGUGUAUCUUACUGUGUGUUGUGUGUGUGUGUAUGUGUAUCUUACUGUGUGUGUGUGUGUGUUGUCAGACUGUGGAGUAAGGCGAUCUUCACCGGGUACAAACGCGGUCUGAGGAACCAGCGCGAGCACACGGCUCUGCUGAAGCUCGAGGGCUGCUACACCCGAGACGAGGUCCACUUCUACCUGGGCAAACGCUGCGCCUACGUCUACAAGGCCAAGAAGAACACAGUGACCCCUGGUGGUAAACCCAACAAGACUCGUGUGAUUUGGGGCAAAGUGAUGCGAGCUCACGGCAGCAGUGGGAUGGUCCGCGCCAAGUUCAACAGGAACCUCCCCGCCAAGGCCAUCGGACACCGCGUACGAGUGAUGCUGUACCCGUCACGAGUCUGAGGAAAAAAACUUUGGUUUAUUUGUAAAUAAAUGAACGAGGUUCAAA